UAAUUAAGAAAGCACGAGAAAGAUAUAUUAUAGUUUUUCGUGUGAUUUGAAGUUCGAGGGAGUUUUUUUUCUGUCUUUCUUUUUAAGAGAGAACGAGUGAACGUUGUUUUAGAGAAAAUAGGGGAUACAUCAUAUAAGGGAAAACAGUCAGUUGACUUAGACUGAGUUACAGAAUCUGACCGUGAUCUAAUGUGGCAUGUAUCUCGUGCGCCACUACAGGUAGAUCGCAUAUUCCCCAGUCAGUCAGUAGGUGUUUAGCCUUACUGGAUGAUAGAUGGUGGGCUAUUCAUACAUCUCUUCAGAACUAUCCCUAAUUACAUCCGGACUUUACAACUACCUGGAAAGAGCGAAAGGGAUCGCAUUCUUUGCCAGGGUUGCACCACACUCGACCUUCGACGGACAUGACGAGGAGGAAGCGUGAGAGGUCCUUCGGACAUUACAAGCUUGCAUUUUUUUGAAUGAACGGACGCCCAGUGAAUCUGCUGCUUCUUCGCCUGUGGUUCGUUUUGGGCGGCAUUUGUGACUGGAAGAAAACUACUACAGAGUCGGAUUGUUAAGCCAAGACAACCGACAACUCAAGGAUGGCCUCUAACAAGCAGGAAGCUAUCAUUCCCCUGGUUCAUCAGAACUUGUCCAAGAAUCAGAACGCGUUCGGUUCAACCGCAGGCACUCAGUCGGACGGACGAUUCCAGGAGGUGGAACUCUCCAUGGACACCGUGGACUUUGUGAAUCCAGAGACGGACUCUGAUAACAAAGAUUGGUUUUUAUUGCAUGGACCUGACAUCAUGCUGCUAAGAAGUAUCACCAUUGGUGAAAUGAUAGGCGGCUCUUGUAAUGUGAACGACGACAAUGGGAACAGAAUUUUCCAAGUGACAACCAUCGAAAACAACAUGUGCUGUAACUUAAACUUCAGAGACAAGCCUAGGGUGACCAUAGACAUCACCAACGCCUUCAACGAGAUCUGUAUUCAGAAGUACGACAGGCCCAUUCGAACGCAGAAGUUCCAGCUUACUAUGUGUGAAGUUCUGGAGAAACCAGCCAGAAGAAUUGGCUCCAUAGAUGGCGUAGCGAGCGACGGAAUCUUCCUUAAGACCAGAUCGAAAGAGACGUUUCUGAUCUACAUGGACGAGAAGAUGGGAAAAAAAGACUACCAGCAAGCUUAUAAGAUAUACCCAACAUUGGCUCCCUAUGACGUUGGAACGAUUAGGUACAAUAAAAAAAAGGAGUUCGUUCUGACAUUUCCUCUGAAAUGUGCGUCUUACGAACGGUAUCUUAUCAUGGCUUGUGCUGUUCUAUUGUGCUAUCAGUUGCAGAAAAUGAGACGAGAUGUCAAUAGAUACUUCCAGUCGACGAAACCGAAAGAUGCUGGCGGAGGCGACGUAGGGGGAGGAGACGUUGAUGAAGUAGGAGGAGGUUUAGGGGGAGUAUUUGGAGGCGUGAUGAGAAUAAAUGUAGCACUAAAAAGGCUCUUCUCUUGGGAAACUCCGCCUUGCCAAGCAAGGGGGUCCUGCCCAGCUAGGAAACAGUCCUCAGGGUCUACCUCCCUCCGGGAGAGUCCUGGAGGUACUGCUAGGCUGAAAAGCAGUCCUUUGGGGUUUGCUUUUCCCUCGAAUCUCAAGGCCCCCUAUCAUGCAAGAUUGAUUGACUGA
Macrobrachium nipponense is the source of this 1649-nucleotide messenger RNA. RefSeq lists its product as uncharacterized. The record is from RefSeq and is a predicted model, not a curated record. The transcript has 8 exons. Bases 582 to 1649 code for a protein of 355 amino acids. Lineage: Eukaryota; Metazoa; Arthropoda; Malacostraca; Decapoda; Palaemonidae.